Molecule: messenger RNA, 1683 nt
Organism: Anopheles coluzzii
Lineage: Eukaryota; Metazoa; Arthropoda; Insecta; Diptera; Culicidae
Gene: Ccz1
Product: vacuolar fusion protein CCZ1 homolog
Exons: 3
Coding region: 157-1521 (454 amino acids)
Biological process (GO): vesicle-mediated transport
Cellular component (GO): intracellular membrane-bounded organelle; Mon1-Ccz1 complex
Source: RefSeq, a predicted model, not a curated record
AUCAGAAAUCUGUAAACAAGAGAACUGUCACUGCCGGGCGUCAAAGGAGGCCAUUGAAAACAAGUGAUAAACACACGAAGAUACAAGUCCCGUUUUCUAUUAAAAAACUAAAAAAACUAACGCCCCUAGUGUAGAAAAUAUCAUCGAAAAAUAAAGAUGACUAAUCCCGUUCUAACGGCUGAACUGGCUCUAAAGAGCUUCUACAUUUUUAAUUCAGCUUUCGGACCCAAAGAGGGCGAGGAGGAGAAGAAGGUGCUCUUCUACCAUCCACAGGAUACGGAUAUCGAUACGAAAAUAAAGGACGUUGGUUUGAGCGAAGCCAUCAUAAAGUUCAGCAACACCUUCACCAAAGAUGACAGCGUGCAGACGAUGCACACGCAGAAGACGUGCCAGUUCUACUACCAGCCCGAACCCGGCUACUGGAUGAUCAUGACGCUGAGCGUACCGUUCGAUCGGAAAACGCGCGACUCGGGCGACUACAACGAGUACCAUGGCGACACGAUACACGACACCAUCUACCAGUCCGUGCUGCGCCAGGCCUAUCGCAUGUUUCGCAUGUUUCACGGCACCUUCCAGGACAACCUGCGGCCGAACGAGGAGCUGGACGCGCAGGCGAACCUGAUCGGCCGGCUGGAAGCGUUCUACCAGAGCUACAUACUGCACCUGCAGAUGAAACGGUGUGACGUGGUGGAUGCGUUCGGCAGCGUACAGUACCUGCCACUGAACCAGCUGCUCUUUCUGCGGGUACAGAACUUUAUCAACAUGAUCGAGGCCACGUUCGCGCCGAUCAAGCACUGCAUCUUCCUGUACAGCGACCAGGUGGUGUGGAGCGGCAUCAACCCGACCGAUCUGUACACGCUGUACGAGUACUUUCACAGCCCGAUGUUCGACCAGCUGGCACAGUCGAAGCAGACGCGCCCCGCCUACGUGACCGAGCAGGGCAAAUGCAAGCGCUACACGCUGAUGGUGUGCCGGAAGGUGCAGAACAUUUCCCUCUGCCUGCUGCUCGACGACGGUGCGGUCGAGAACGAGCAGUCGCUGUACCUGGAGCUGAAUGCGGUGGUAAACCCGCAGCUGACGGCCAUCUCGUCCGACAUUAGCCAGCAUUUGCAGAGCGGCGGUGAGUCGAGCUACAGCUUUGGCUGUGGGGGCGGCAGCAGUAGUAGCAGCAGCAGCAGCAGGGACGAUUCGUCCCCAAAGUUUAUCUUCUUCAACGAGCUGAACCUGCAGCACCGGGGCACGGUACGGUUGGGCCAGGCGCAGUACCAUUCCGUCACCGGCAGUGGGCUUCCGAACGAUGUGAUGAACCUGAUCGUCGACCUGCUGGACGACGUGCGCAGCAACCGGUCGAGCGUGAUGGACGAGACGAUCGUGAAGACGCACGACGACUACUGGAUCGUGAAGCGCAGCUGCAACACGCGGCACGUCUUCAUCAUCCUCAACAAAAGCUCCACGCUUAUCGACGUGACGGAGGAGACGAAGAAGAUACUGGACCAGCAUGUAAAGGGUAUCUUUUUCUAGUGCUUCCCCCGGAGGGAGAGGUCGUUGUUGCGAGGAUGUUACACCAAUUAUAUUUUAUACCUUGCAUCAAAUGCUUGAUUCCAUCUAAUCGAAAGUCAACAGAUAGCUAAUAAAAUAUACCCCGUAAGCAAUCGAGAACAAAUAAAACAAUGGCGAGUGUUA